This is a messenger RNA of Poecilia reticulata (guppy), 7840 nucleotides long. Lineage: Eukaryota; Metazoa; Chordata; Actinopteri; Cyprinodontiformes; Poeciliidae. The record is from RefSeq and is a predicted model, not a curated record.
GAGGGGUUUUCCCUGACUCCGCCCCUCGCUGCCAGGGCGUUCACGUGUUGCCACAGAAUCCACGCUGUCCACGCGCACGCGCCCUGUCGUGUUUUCGUGUCAGGACCGCGCCUCCGCUCUGCCCCCCUCUCCACUUUUCCGCUGAGCCUCCCCAGGUGUCCGUCACCUGUUAGGACGCGGCGUUCCCUGCGAAUGCGCAGACGGACAGUGCGCAUGUCCGUCCAGCCCGGACCGCGCUGGCUGCAGAUGCACCCAGAAGUCCCGGUGAGGUGAGGAGGAUAAAGAGAAGAUGCAGCAGUGAGUGGAGGCUAAAGAUGCCGCGCACCAAGCAGAACAACCCCAGGAACCUGAAAGACAAAAUCGAAGAGGCGCAGAAGGAGCUGAAAGAUCCCAAAGGUUCACAGGAAGGCACGUCUGAGAGCAGUCAGAGGGCUGCGGACAGCAUAAAAGGCCUGAAGAGGAAAAAAAUUGUUGGAGAAAAUCAGCUGAAGAAAAAUCCCAAAUCUCCCGUGAAGAAGCCCCUGAAGUCAAAAUCAUGUGAAGCUGCAGCCCACGACUCGUCACCUAAAGACACGACACCUUCCUCCUUCCCCACCCGCCCCUCCAGCAAUCCACCAACAUCCCCAAACAGAAAAGAAGACCCAGGAAAUGUUGUACGAACUGCAGCAUCCCUCGAGGAGGGGUCCCAUUUUUCUGAUGCUGAGAAGGUGAAGCAAGAGGGGACGUCUUCUAGGCCUCCGUCACGUGAUCCCUCAGACAGCAAGGAGAGCCUGCAGGUUACUGCCGAAGAGCCUCUUGCCAAAGACAGCAAGAGCCCAGAGCACGGCUUCGUGGGAGAGUCGUACCGCAGCAGCGACCCUCUGGACGUCCUGCUGAAGGCGAUGGAGCCUGACUUCAGUACGCUGACAGAGAGGAAAAGCCCCUCGCAGGCCAUGGCCAUCAAUAAAACACCUGCUUCUCUCCAUCCUCAGCUCAGAGGGGGAGUAACUCCUCUCCCUGCGGUCAACAUAGGUCUCCAGACGCAGCCUCCCCACAUGCAGACCUAUUACAUUGACAAACAGGGGAACGUCAUUGGCAUUGCAGCAGCUCUGCAGGGAAAUCUGCAGACAUCUCAGCAGGGUGCACCACAGUUUGUGCCAGUUGCUUCAAAUUCAGAAAAACCCAGUUUGCACAUGAACUUUAGCACCGGACCACCAGCUCCAAUGGGCACCAAUGCUUUGCCCCAAAGCCAACCCCCAGUAGCACAAACAUGCCAGUCUAUUCCUGCCAGUGUUCCCAGCACCAUUCAGGUUCCAGUAACGCCGAGCAGCAACCAGAUGCAAAUGACCACUGUCAUGAACUUCGGUGCUGAGCAGGUCGCCAAGGACCAAAAACUUAAAAAGCCCGGAAAGUAUGUAUGUGAAUACUGCAGCCGGGCGUGUGCAAAACCCAGCGUGCUGCUCAAACACAUCAGGUCUCACACAGGAGAGCGCCCAUAUCCCUGCGUCACCUGCGGCUUUUCCUUCAAAACCAAGAGCAACUUAUACAAGCACAAGAAAUCCCACGCUCACGCUAUAAAGCUGGGGCUCAUGGCACGCUCUGAAUCUGGAGGUGGAUCAUUGUCUCAAGAAUUGGACAAAGCUGCUGGUACACACUCAGAGGCAGACGAGAGUGCUGACAGUGAUGAAGAAGGUAGCACCGCCGACCUGGAUCCAGAUUCUACGCAGAGCUGCACAGCUGCUUCCUCUGAAAACAGUUUACAAGGUGCAGGCAUUACGCCCGUAGAGCUGAACUCGCCAGUAAGAUCCUCCCCAAGUCGGAGGGUCCACGAACCUAAAGUGACGGCAGCUCUUCCAAAAGUUGUUGUGUAUCCGGUUAACGUGUCUCCUCUGAGGGCAGAUAGUCCAAGAGUCACAGGUGCUGCACCUGAGCAAGCUGCUGCUCAAAGGCAAAGAGAAUUUCAGACUACAAAUCUGAGAUCAGGCAUCUUGUCCUCCCUGAAGGAGGUGGAAGGUACGAAUCCCUCACUGGACACUGUAAGUGAGGAUGAAGACCAGCAGUGCAAGUCUCCCCUGUUGGGCGGGCAUGCUCAACUUCAGCGGCAGCAAGCUACAGACUUCUCUCAGCAGCAGCAGCCCAAGUGUUUGCUCAGUCCCCGCAGUUUAGGAAGCACAGAUUCUGGCUACUUCUCUCGCUCUGAAAGCGCCGACCAGGCCAUGAGCCCGACAAGUCCCUUUGUGAAGAUAAUCCCCCCAGUAGACCCUGACAUUGCCAAGAAUACACUUCCCAGCAUCCCUGCCUUGGCUGCAACUGCAAUGCAUGUUGCAGCUGAGCAAAAAACACGACCCCCAGAAAGACAAAUGCGGCCACCACUGGAAGCCAGUGCCCGCUCCCUGGAAGAGCGCAUUUCAAAGCUGAUAUCAGACAAUGAAGCAGUGGUGGAUAACAAACAGCUGGAUAGCGUUAAGCCACGGAGGACCUCUCUGUCCAGAAGAGGCAGCAUUGACUCCCCAAAAUCGUACAUCUUCAAAGACUCAUUUCAGUUUGAUUUAAAACCGAUGGGAAGGCGGUCGAGUUCCAGCUCAGACAUCCCUAAGUCCCCAUUCACCCCCACAGACAAGUCAAAGCCAGUGUUCCUGCUCUCUGUUCCUUCCCCCUACCCUCCAAUGGACUGUUUGCCAAUAACACGAAGUAACUCCAUGCCCACCACACCCGGACACUCAGCCCUACCUGUCAACGUUGCUCCCAUCCCCCACCCUCUGAGGGUUUGUCAAUCCUUUGAUGAUAAAAUUGGUUCCCUAAAUGAUGAGGUAUUCUCAUCAGCACCACCAACUCCAAACCCUGCCAUGCAUUCUCGCACUUUGGUCAGACAGGUAGCAGUGGAAGAUUUUUCCACAAGUGAGGGUCAUGGCCUCCCUUCUGUUCGCUCCAUGGAUGAGGGCUAUCAUGGCCCGAGUGUCUCCGCUGACUUGAUGCAGAGGAGCAAGUCAUUUGAACACGGUCAGGACAGAAACAAGAAGCCGCAACAAAACAAAGGCACGAUGUACGAAUGUGAAACCUGUCGGAAUCGGUACAGGAAGUUGGAGAACUUCGAAACUCAUAAGAAAUUCUACUGCUCAGAACUUCGUGCCCCAAAGAAUAAGCCAGUGGUUGUUAAAGAAAGUGAUCAAGAUGUUUUUCAUGUCAGCGUACAACACCCAAUCAUCCCAAGGUCAACAAUCGGCUCAGGGAUACUGGAUCAACAGACAUCAAUCAGGAAGAGGCGGAAAAUGAAAAGUGUUGGUGAUGAGGACGAUCAGUCUCCAACUGACACCAUCCCACCAUGCUCAGUUAGUUUUGAGUCUCCAAUAGAUCCUACCAAUAGGACGUUCUCUCGACAUACUCUAAUAGUAGAGGCCCAGCCCAAAAACAACCAGCCAAAGCUACCUCAGAUCCAGCUUGUAGCACGAGGGAUGAAUACAGAUUCCAGACUGUCGCCCAUUAGAGAAACCCAGAAUAGCAGCUCGGUGAAGGGAGAGCUACCUAGGCAGGGCAGUGGGACGUCAGUGAUUAAACACACCAACUCUCUGACCAGCCACAGCUCAUUUGAGACGGACUCUGUGGAUAGGGUAUCUCCAGUUAUAACCAUGGAGAAGGAUUCCCUGAGUGAAGCCAACAUAGAAGGAGCAGCAGCUGGCUCCGCCGAGACCUACCAUGAAAAAAUGACCAAAUCCUCCAGUACUGAUUACGGAAACCAAAGAAACAAGCAAAGCAAUGAUGGCAGGCUUAGUGUUAACUCCACGCCUGUCCAUCAGUCUCGUCUUGUUCGCCAAAGCAACAUCCAGGUCCCUGAGAUUUUAGUCACAGAGGAUUCAGACAGGGAGCAUGAGAUACAGGCUGCCGAACCAGCAGACAAGCCUCCAGAUCAGUUCAACUGGCCUCAGAGAAGCGAGAGCUUAUCAAAGUUACCGGCAGAGAAACUUCCCCCAAAAAAGAAAAGGAUUCGGUUGGCUCAAAUGGAUCACUCCUCAGGGGAAUCCAGCUUUGAGUCUACUCUCUCACGCAGCCUCAGCAGGGAUAGCAGUCUCUCUCGUUGUUCCAGCAUCUCUGCCUCUUUCGACAGAGAUGAGCUCUCUCGAUCUGAAAGUCCAUCCAGAGCCGAGAGUUCUGGCAAAGUCCCGGAUACCCAAAGUCUGUCAGCAGCUUUCAACACCCUUGGUGUGCCUGGAAUCAUGAGGCGUGCCGCAUCUGAGCAAAUUACCUGUACACAGCCCUCUGUGGAGAUUUCAAGUGAUUAUCGUAGCAAGUCCUUUGAUUGUGGAAAUGUGUCUCCCAGCAGGUCUCUGUCACCUGUUGCUCAGCCAAAGACUGGACAACUCUCCCAGGUACCUCUUAUCGAAAGGAGGCGUGGGCCACUGGUUCGACAGAUGUCUUUAAAGAUUGGCCCAGAAAGCCAGCAGCCUGUGCGGAAAACCGUCAUCCCUGCAGACAAAGCUCCCAUCACAAACGUCAGCUCUUUUCCACAGAACAGAUCCCAGCAGAUUCACAUAUCCAGCAGACGCUCCACAGUUCAGCCAUUCAUACUUCAUCCUACAGAGGCACCCCUGCAAAAGAAUGAGCAAAUGGUGCAAAGUAUUAAUCUAGGAAGUCCAACUCAGCUGCCACAGGUCCAUGGUCUUCCACACCCUUGGCAUCAAACGUCAAGGGUUAAAAUUACCCAGAAGAUCCAGCAGCCGCUCAGCCAGAUCACCGUGGGUCGGGAAAGUGUCCAACACAAGACAUCCAUCUUUGAAGAGAAGAAAUGUUUUGUUCCCAAAUACCAACUCCAGUGCCCUCAGAGAUCAAGCCAAACAUUCUCCUUCUCUUGUGCGCAGGGGACUCAGAUCGCAUUGCCAAUUUUAACUAUUCCAAUAGCCAAUCCCAUGCUGAGCAUUCCCAAAUCAUCAGAUGUAAUACAGAAUGUUUUUGUUGCCAGUCAGCAAGCCUCUGAGAUCAAGACCCAGACAGUUGUCUUGGCAGCCGAGCAGCAAAAGACUCAACCAGGACCUGUUCCACUGCCACAGAUCCUAAUCACUCAUGAGCAGAUGCACCCUUCUUCCUCCAUGUCCAAUAAAAGCAGCCCUUCAUCAUCUCACAGCAGUGUUGAGACCAACCCCCAGGUUGUGCUGACGGCAAAGAAAGACGCUCCUCCAAAUCAUCCAGACCAGGUCCCUUCUUUCUGCACUCAGAAACUGGCUUCAGUAACACUUUGUCCCCAGCAGGAACCCACUGCUUCCAGUAAGCGCAUGCUUUCCCCUGCCAACAGUCUGGACAUUUACAUGGAGAAGCACCAGAAACGGGCCAAGGAUGAGCAUGGGGUGGCCUGUCUGACAGAUGGAAGAUCACUCAGUUACCUCAAUUCAAAGAUGUCUGAGGUGACACGACAGAGGAAACUGAUGCUCGUUCGGCAGGUUUGCACAACAGAACCGGCAGACAGCCCCAUUGAGACCGAAGCGCCUCCUCUGCCUGACGUUAAGACAGCUUCUGAGAAGGACUCGGAGGCCACAGAUGAUGUGAAACCCAUGUCACCUGAUGGUUCUGGACUGGAUAAAGACAAGGGAAGUGUGAUUCCGGAAGAGGCUGUCCUCACUACUACAACAGGGAGUCAGAACUCCUCCAUGCACAACACCUCCCUAAAGCCCCAGGAGAAAACUGAGGAGCAGAGAUGGUCCCCGGCCAAAUCUCUGAUCCGACCUGCUAGUUUCCACUCCGGUCAGGGAAAACUGACCACAUCAGUAUCGAUGGUGAACACCAAGGACACCCACCGCCUGUCUUUUCCCAGCUUAAAGACCACUACCACCUUCACAUGGUGUUUCCUGAUGAAGAGAAAACCUCUGCAUGUCCAGCAGACUGGCCUGAAGACAUCAGCCUAUGUUUCCUGGACUGUAAACCCCAACAAUCCCAACCCCCUGGGGCUACCCACCAAGGUGGUGAUGUCUCUGUUCGACUCCAAGCAGAGCACCAAGAAAAUCCACUACACCUCUGCUAUAAAGACGAGCGGGAAGUCGGACAUCCUGUCGUACUCGGGCAAACUGAAGGACAUCAUGCCCCGGGUUCUGGCUGCCCAGAAGUCUGUGUCAACAGUACCGAGAGGUAAGCUACAACCAGAACCUCAAACCAGUAACGAUUCAGACAAGGAGGUGACCCCUUCGGCAGAACCACGGCGCGUCAAAAUUUUCGACGGCGGAUACAAAUCCAAUGAGGAGUAUGUGUACGUGCGCGGCCGCGGACGAGGAAAAUACAUCUGCGAGGAGUGCGGCAUUCGCUGCAAGAAGCCCAGCAUGCUGCGCAAACACAUCCGCACCCACUCAGACGUGCGGCCGUACCACUGUGUCCACUGCAGCUUCUCCUUUAAGACGAAAGGGAACCUGACCAAGCACAUGAAGUCCAAGGCCCACAGUAAGAAGUGCAUGGAGAUGGGGGUGCCGGCCGGGGCGGUGGAGGACCCGGAUGCAGAGGACUCUGGUGACCGAAGUCAUUUGAGCAGCACCGACCGCCAGGACUCUGACGGCGACGACUCAGACGGGCCUGACGAUGAGGAGAACGACGAUGAGGAAGAGGAGGACAGCCAGGCGGAGUCGGGCCUGUCCACCAACCCCUCGGUGUCCGCCAGCCCGCAGCAUGCCUCCUCCAAGGAGGCCGACGUCCCGCCCAGCGCGCUGCUCGCCCAGAUGUCCAUCAGCGCCGUGUCUCUCCCCUCGAACCCCUUCGAACGCUCAGACUGCACCCCAGUGACCGGUCCCGCCCCGCUCGCCCCCUCACCCCCGCCCGUCACCGCCACCUCCGACUGCUGCCCCUCCGACUCGGACUCGGUGCACAUGAUGAGCCCCGUGUCGCCCUGCAGGCAGAUGUCCAUCGACUACCCGGACUUUGACGGACCCGUUAGUCCACCAGCGCCAAGCCGCGGCUCCAGACCGGUCCAGGAUUCUGGACCUCCAGCGGUGAACAGUGAGUCCAGCACUCCGGUGGACCGCAUCCCGCUGGGCCCGGUGACGGGCCUGGAGACGCUCAACCUGAUGGGGCUGGCCAACGCGCCGGGCCUGACGCUCAACGCCGCGCUGGGCCUGCAGGUCCUGACGCCCGGCCCGGUUCCGCAGGGCGCCGCCCAGAACCCGGUGCCGGGCCUGCAGAUCGUCAACAUCGCGCUACCGGCCAUCAUCCCGUCGCUGUCCGCCCUCAGCCCGCUGCCGCCCGGCGCCGACGCCCAGCCGCCAGCGACACCGGAGCCGCCGGCGGAGAAGGAGGGACGGAUCCCCCCUCAGCAGAACCCAGCAGCCGGCGCCGACAGACCGGAACCGGCGGCCGGCCCAACCAAGCUGACGGACGAAUACAACGAGGCGUCCAGCGAUGACGAAGACCGACUCGUCAUCGCCACCUGAGGCCGCCGCCGCCGCCUCUUCUUCUCUUCUGUUUUUGUAACUCGUCACUUUUAAGGACUGAAACACUCGAGCCGCGGCUCUCCUUCCUUCCAAAGCACAGAUGCUGAUGUUGUUACGUGCAAUCAUCGUCCGACGACCAACCGUUUGUUUUGUACAUGCUGUAAAGACGAUCGUGCCUUUUCGGAGUUCCAUGUAAAUAAUCCGCUGGCUGUUUGUGUUUAUUUCAGAUUUAUUUUGGAAAAUUUGACCCGAAAACGUCGACGGACUUCUUAAUGUUUGAGUGACUCUCUAUGGAUUAUGGGGCAAAAAUGUUUGUGUACAGAUGUUGUGUUCAGCUAUUUAUUAAAAAUCCAUGUAGUGCACAUUUUGAUCCAUAAGUCUAUAAGUAUGUGCAUUAUGGUAGCUUUACAUUGCUGUAUGAAUAUUAACUGUAUCAGUAAAUAUUUGUUUAUGAAGCUUUUUGA